Molecule: messenger RNA, 9359 nt
Organism: Sycon ciliatum
Lineage: Eukaryota; Metazoa; Porifera; Calcarea; Leucosolenida; Sycettidae
Product: neurofibromin-like
Exons: 64
Coding region: 273-8159 (2628 amino acids)
Biological process (GO): regulation of GTPase activity
Source: RefSeq, a predicted model, not a curated record
UUGAAGACAACUUACUUACUUUCUUCUUCAUGUUCACCAGCUGAACUCCGCCGACGAUGUUCUGCUAUUGACGCCGACUGUCCUCUUGCACAGCACUUCUACUGUUGGUCUUUGUGGUGGUGUUAACGCCCACCUCCUGCGUUUGUGGGGAAACUUUCAAUUCCCAGACAACGUUCAGAUUGUGGUUUUUGCCAUGUCAGGGCAAAUGCUCCGAAACAUCCGGCGGGUUUGUCUAGUUGCAGAGCUCACUAAGUAACUAACUAGCUUUCAAGAUGCCAUGUGGCCUGGCUCUUAGUGCCUUGGAGCGUUUCGAGGCAUUGGACCCAAAGGAUGUGGAUCAGGCUGUCGACUUCUCCGGGCGUGGCCAGCCGGACGACAACUCCUCGACUUCGCUGCUCAACGGAGCACACUUUGUGGAACAACUGAAGAUAUUCUCCGAAGCUAGUCUUCAUGACUCCGGGGUAGUCAUAACACGCUUGUGUACUCUAUUGGAGGACUCGUUUGCACAGUGUGCACCGCCGCAAUGUUCGCACAAACAGCUCAAGUUGCUGCGCGGUCUCGAAGUGGCUAUCAUUCAGCUUCUGACGUCAGCUGGCACGGCGUUCCCGAAAGAUUUCUACUGUGAAACUAAUGUUUAUGGAAUGAUGGGAGCGGCACGCUACUUCACACGCUGCACAUACUGCAUUGUUGACUACGUAGUGCCAAAGUCGGAGCGCCUUGAUAGCAUGAGCAGUGCUGAAAGCAGCUCUUCCCCAUCUCCGCCGCGGAUCACAACCCCGCGUAUUGGCCCUGUCGCGUAUCGCAGCAGAGCCAUGCAGUCACUUUGUUCUGCUCAGUCGACUCUUCCUGAACUCCACCUCCCAGGACAACACAAUGAAGGUCCAGAAGACGAUGACAGUGACGGUGGCACCAUGCCUCGGAGAUCGGUCUUUCGUGGCGACCUUGAUCCACUCCUGGAGACAGUCUUGAAGGCCAUUCAUCCGAUUAUUACCAGAUACAUGUCUUCCACUACCCUCAGCACCAGUAUGAUGCGUGUUGUGUCUCGCAUUGUUUACGUUAUCAGUGCGUACAGCUUUGAGUUUGUCAAGCGACGAAUUUGUUCAGUGUUUGGCGCAACUGAAGAGAAGCCCAUGGACGAGGAUGCGCUUGAGAAUCUUGUUUACUUACAACAUGCUAAACCACGGCUGCAAGACAUCAAUGACAUCCUGAAAGCGACUUUGGGUGUGAUCGGUGAUAUGAAGCGGCUAGAAGCGAUUGUUCUCGCCCAGAGCCUUCACCAGCUCAUCUGGAACUGGUUUGAAUCGAGUAACGGUGAAUUUGCACUGGUGACGUCCAAGUCAUGCGAGCACAUGGAUGCAAUUGCUGCUGUUACUUCGGCAUUUGCGGCUGACCUGUUUGAAGUGCUGGACACUAUGCAGCAGCAGGAGAAGAAGAGCUCGUCGACAGCGGAGCGUCGACGCACCGCUUUCUGGCCAGUCAUGACCGCACUCAUGGUCCUGGCCGAGUUCUUCAACACGGACGUGGAGAGCCGCUCGACGGGCCGCCGCGGCAGCGGCUUCAGCACAAUGACGCUGGAGGAGGACCAGGUGCGCGGCCAGCGCUUCUGGCAGAAAGUGGUGGCGUCGCUGCGCUCCGGCCACCGAUCGUACCGCGACGGCGCUGUGGUGUGCUGCGUGUCGGUGUGCCGCUGUGCUAGCAUGGCCGAUGCCAAUAGCCCGCUUCGAAUGGCAACCACUAGAAUCCUGCCUCAACUUGUGGCUCUACUGUUCACUGCCUCCACUCCGCUGGACUACAUAGCCUGCAGGCCCACUGUCCUGAGCCCUAUUGCCAUCACUUCAUUUGAGCUGCAGGUGGUCACACAGCUGGCUUACUUCAACAUAUUGGACGAGAACGUCAACUUGUUCAUUCACUGCCUGGACACUGGUCACCCCACGAUGUGCUUGGUGGCUGUCUGCUCCCUGCACUAUCUGGUCCAGUCGGGUGUGCUGGAUGCCUCAGACUCCUGGGCCAAGGACAUAGGCUGGAAGCUGCGCAGGCUGUUCAUGGAUAGCAGCGAGCAGGUGCAGAAAGCGUUUGACAAGACCAAGGUGAAAGAUGCUCGAUCCUCCAGCAUGUUCCAUUCCUUCACGUCUAAGGUGUUCAGAAGGAAAUCCAGCAGUUUAGAUCUAGCUGACCUACACGGGGAUGGGUGUGGCAAGAGGUUUAAGGAGCAAUACAUCGACCGGAGGGUCAUCGAUGAGGAGGGCCAGGAGUCCAAGAUCCCGCUCACCGACUGGUUGACACCACGUGUGAUGCUAGCCACCGUGUCGCCAUCGGUGCUCCGGUAUUAUGAGCUUGUCGAAACUAUCCGCCACACUCUGGAUCUGUUUACCCAUGCGCCGUCGUUUGCAAUGGUGGUUCACGACCAAGCCGGGCAAGAUGAAAUCAAGCCGUACAGCUGCUGCAGAUACCUAGUGUCAUCAAUGCACAAGAUAAUGGAGGGCUCCAUUUGCGUUGUCCCUCAGUUCCUAGUGCCUCUCACAGAGCUGAUGGCCGUCUUUCACGGGCCUGACUAUGUCAAUAUGUGGGAUCCGUUCUCGGCGAAACUCUGGGUCGGUGUAUAUAUGGUACUGGAGACAACAUGUGAAUUCUUGCUGUAUCUAUGCCGUGCAAUUCUGAACUGCAUCGAUGAAGUCUCCACUGAGUCCCUGCUACGCUCUUUGUACAAGCUGCUCUUUGAGCGAAACGUCUUCAUUCGUCAGAACUUCAAUGAAGUCGUGACUACUGUGGAUGUGGAAUUCUUCAGUUCCUCGCUGGAUAUGCUGGAGGCUCUGCUCUUAGUUGGCAUAACACACUAUGAUGCGCAGACAAUGUACUGGUCAGUGCUGUGUCUGGAUACUCUUGUUGCACUCAUCGACUCGCUGCUGCCGUUCGACCCGUGGAUCACCGGACCGGAGGCGAUGGCGCCCGCUUUCCGCGACAAUCUGACGCAGUAUCGUGCCAUCAUCGGCCUGCAACGCAAGAGUGCCGGCCCGCCGCCACGCAAGGCUAUCCUGGACGAGGCACGCUUGCUAGACAAACAUACCGGCGGCAUCAUGCACGCUUGGCAGACCAUGGCUAAGUGGUGGCGGGAGCUGACCGCACAGAUCCAGUGUGCACUGGAAGAUGGUGCCAGUGACCAGACAGAAGUCCUCGACAGUGUCCAGAUGAAGAAGUGGACCGCCAUGACGCAGAGUCUCAGCGCCCUAAGUGGAGCGCUACCAGUCAACUCUGACAACAAGGAGCUGCUCGAGUCAGAGUUUCUGAAUGAGGCAAUGUCACUCUUGUCGUGCACAAUAGAGGGGCGUGCUGGAAAUCAGAUCCAGACAAUCACACGCAUUGCUUUGGAGAACAUCAGCCCGUCCGCUAUUCCAAAGUGUUUGAAUUUGGUGGAGCAGCGUCUUACCGAGAUUCUGGAGCAGGUUGCUACUACCGGUGUUACUAUAGAGAGUACACUGUUCGUUGAGCAGGUGACAUCACUGCUGAAGCCAAUGUUUGAAACAGUGGUUCAUGGCCAGAACAAGUACAUGAGUUUUGUCAAUGUGGAGACUAUUGUGCUUCACCUAUCAAAGUACAUAGCUGAACUGAGUGUCCCCAACGUGACACUGCAAAUACAUCUGUGCAGAGCAAUACAGACGAUGAUGUCAUGUCGCUCUGAGCUUUUCUUCCGGAGAGAGCAUUACUUCUGCAAUUGCCUGGGCAACUGCCUCAUCCGCUGGCUUGGUCGCUAUGAAGACGUCUUGGGAUCAACGUCACGAGAUGACAGGGAUCUCUUGAUGGUGUGUGUGGCAGCCCUGGGCCAGUUGUUUGCUGAUCUGGUCGUUGAUGAGACUGUUGUGGAUGAGCCAGCUCAAUUGGUAUACAAUCGUUACUGGGACACAAUCGAGAAGAUCAUUGCCCAGUGCACGGUGUGGGCGUUUGGCCCCAGCGACGAGGAGGAUAGCUACUACACAUCAUCAACCACGCAGCUGAUUCACCCUCGCAGAUCCAUUGCAUCGAGCAGUGACCUGACUUCACUGCACCAAUUCAAAGGCAGGAACCAUGGCGGCCUCUUCUCAGCUUCGCUGCAAGGACCUCAGUUUGCUGCCGAUCUAUUGCUGUUGGCGCAGGCUGCCAUGUCUAACUUGCUAUGCGCAGACACUAAAUGCUCGCUGGUUCGAGGCCGUGGAGACCGUGGUCGAAGUGCAUCGGAUGCAUUCAGUCGUGUCAUCAAGUACUGUGACUUCUGUCAUGUGAAAUGUCGUGCCUAUUUCAUGGAGAACAUGACAGCCAUUCUCAGACAGGGUAGCUAUUUCAAGGAGCCGGAGAAUAUGGCAACAAUGCACCUGAACAAUCUCUGUAGCAUCAUUGUCAGCAAGAACAAAUCUGGUCGCUACCCGAUCGCCGAUGUUCUAAUGAAGGUCACCAGCAAUAUGGACCAGGAUGAACUGUGCACUGUCUUGGCCAGACUAUUCUACUCCAGAGGAUUGCUCUAUGACCUAGUGGAGACCUUCUUCAUGAAGGAGCUGCAGAAAGUGGUCACGCCAAGCGCCUUGUUCCGGUCGGCAACGCAUGCCACGCGUAUGGUCAGUUCGGCAAUGAAGCACUUUGGACGAGCAUAUGCCAAGAUGAUUCUCACCCCCAUUCUCGAAAAGGAGCUGGAGACCUUCACCGCUGCCGAGAAGUUCUCGUACGAAAUCGACCCCAACAAAUUGCGCAAUGACGAUGAUCAUGUGAUGCUGGAGAAGAAUCGUGCCAACGUGCUGUCGCUGACCAAGAAAAUCUUUGACGCAGUCACCUCAUCGUUGCAUAGCCGGAAAUUUCCCAAACAGCUAGUCACAAUUUGUCAUUGUUUGCUCAAGUGUACAUUUUCAAGAUUCCCAACACACUGUGACAGUGUGGUUGGCAAUGCGUUCUUCCUGCGCUUCCUCAACCCCAUGCUCACUCAACCCCAGAAGUCCGAAUUACUGUCACCGGAUAUUAUGAUUCCCAGUAGUUUUCACCGUGGUCUUGUACUUGUUGCUAAGACCCUUCAGAACAUCGGCAACCAAUUGUUGUUUCGCAAGGAGAAGCACAUGCUGUGUUUCAAUGACUAUCUUCAGUCAGUAUUUCCCAUAGGCAAAGAGUUCUUGACGAAUGUCUCUUCUCUCACUGCGUGGAACGCUGAUGACAUUGGCCAGGAUAGCUUUGAGCUAGAGGAGAGAGAUCAACGCUACCUGCAGAUAGUUCUCUGGACAACACAGGAGAAGAUCGGAUACAAGAUCUACACUAGCAGGAAAGUUCCAGAUGGACAUCAUCUCUUCCAGGACCUCAUUCUCUGUCUGGGAAACCUCGGUGUACCUCCAGGCCUGGACUCGUGUGUGGCAUCAGCACCCAAGUUACCUACUGACACCAGCAAGGUGAAGGCUACAAAGUCUGCAGCUGAGUUCCGUGUCUCGACACGAGUGGAUUCUGGUCUCACGAAGCACUCACUGCAGAAGUGCUUCAGUCGCUGUACAAUUGGUGAAAGUCAACACGGCAUCGUCUUGAGCCUGGCGAUGCAUAACAUGACGAGCAGUGAUGCAAAGCUUCGUAUGACAGCAUGCAACCUGAUGAUCGCGGGCUUGAAAGCAUUCAACCUCGACUCUUCAGCCAUGCUUCAUUGUUCAGCAGAUACCCCAGUACUGCUCUACUCGUUUGGAAUCGACAAUCUUUGCACGAUGAGCACGAAACUGGCGACCAGCGCUCCGCUUCUGACGUUAGAGAUUUGGCGAGAAACGAUGAACCAUUGCCUGAGCUCAUCCCCGCACAUGAUUAGCUGGUCACUAAAGAUACUCAAGCCCUGGAUUCAGAACUUCGUGCUGUUCUCAACAGGAGGACUCGAUGAUUCAUUGGGAACUGGCAAGGAGAAAGCAACCAUUCUUCUUGACCACCUGAUAAAUUUCUCCAUCAGCGAGAGCACAGCUCUGUACAGUUCAAUCAUUGAGCACAUCUGGCAGCCGAUGGCAAAGUAUCGGAACAUGUUUCCUUUGAUUCUAAAGCCACUGGUUCAGAACGCCGGUGUGUACUCUCUAGGGACUAUCCACGUGGAGAGAGCUUGUGGCAUCGUACUGGGUCUGACCAAUUCUGCUAGCAGCAAUGCCGCGCCAGACAACAUUCUCUCCGUUCUACUGGACAAGGUCUUCUUAAUUCUACAGAGUGAGGAGAGUUGUGGACGCACACUGGAAAACCUGGACAAGUGGACUGAGCUAUCCUUCCUAGCCUACUUUGUCUGUAGCUGUGUGCUGGAAGAGUGCUUUGAUGUUGUUCCUCUCCUGCCACGCUUAUUUCACAUGAUCAUCUGUCUGAAUCAGAGUGGUUGCAUGCCACUCCAGGAGGCGCUGCACGGUCUCACCGUCAACAUCCUACAUGCUCUCUAUCGCUGGAGCAUCAAGAUUGACUCAGAUUGUGGAAUUAGCUCUAUGCUACAUGUCAGACUGGAUAACCUGAUACAGCAGCAUUACUUCAACGCAUUCGGCGUAGGAGAGCAGGAUUUAUCAGAUCACUGGGAUUUCAUCACAAACCAUCAGAUGCUCAUUGGAUUAUUCCUGGAUGUGCUCAAGGCGGUGUGUAAUGAAUCUCAGUGCAAUGAGCUUGUCCUGCAAUGGGAGAGACUAGCAGAGAAAGGUGUGCUCAGUCAUAAGAUGACUACAUUCCUGACACCGUGCCUGACUAUCCUAGCCAUGAUCAGCACUGCACCAGAGAGCUACUACAAUAUUCUACUGCAGCUGCUACAUGAGGCGUGUCAAGACUUCCUGUUGUAUGAGAAACUGAUCUGUGCUAUUCUGGGCACGCUGGCCAACAUUCUCCACCGUCUGGAUCUGGAUUUUUGUGGCCACGCUGGCUUGUUCUGGCUAGCAAUGAGUGUGUUACAGCUCAACUACCUACCACUGUACUGCUUUGGACUGGACCUGAUGUUAGCAUGUCUGCAUGCACUGGAUGCCACUGAACAGUGGGAGAGAAAUAAGAUCACCGAUGCCCUUCGGGAUGAGCGCCUGCGCUUCACGGACACCUUGGAUUGUCUCGACGCCGAGCUGUCACUAUGGCAACCGUACACGCACUUCACCCUCUUGCUGGCUAUGCUGCUGAUGAAAGCCUCACAAGACAAGUCAUCGUAUCUCAUUGCGGAGCGUGUCAUCUUUUUGUUCCUGCGCCUCAACAAGGAUCCUGCAUGGAGUACGGACUGUACUACAAAUCCUGCUGCGCUUAGCAUCUUCAGCAGCCCUAUUUGGCCAUUUGUUGCGCUGUUGCUGCCGUUCAACGAGGAAGCGCGCAACAUGGUUGAGCUGAUGUCUGGCCAAGGCCAGCCAGUGCUCUCCAUAGCCUCCAGUCACUGGCAUUCGUGUGACUCUGUCCUACCGGCCAAGAACACCGUCCAGCCCUCGAUGAGCAGCACUCUGCUGCAUUUCAGUGAUCACGAAGCACCGAAGGGCAAGUUAUCGCCAUUGGACACCGUCACUUGCCUCUCAGCACAGUCUAUGCCGGGGCAGAUGUCGUGCCAGGCAAACAUUAGCCUGAACAUCAGUGAGACGAUAGCUGAGCUGAUGCCGCCCUCGGCAAGCUAUGCUAACAGCCAUCAAACAUCGGUGCAGACCAGCGGCACCCAGACCAGUGAUGCUGCUGAUGCAUUACAUGAUCCAGUGCAUGAUGAUCUACUCUUCAAGAUGCUCUCGACGGCCAUUGCUCCAAGCAAUCAGGCUAUGCAGCCCGUGUCUGCACUGGAAACCUGCAAGAUCUUCGAGAACGACGACAUACAGAUUCUGGUGACAUACUUAACGGCAUGUUCACUAGUGUUGUGCAAGGAGUGUGAUGAGAUACCCAACAUCUGUGAUUACAUUGUGGCUUUCAGUACUCACUUCAACUCCACAUUCAGCAGCAUAUGUGAUGUAGUGAGUAACCUGCUGAGUGAUAUCCUGACCAGCUGUAACCAGAUCAGCAGCAAUCAUCAAGUACUGGCUUUGGUCAACAAGACGGCAGCCACACCGUGUGAUCACAACUCUCAGGACUUUGCUAAUCCCAUUGUUACUGGCCUUGGAUUCCGAGGAGCAGCAAAGUUCUUCCAGCGCUGGCAGACAAACACAGAGUGCUGUAAACGUGCCAAGAUACUCGGCAGCUUUGUACAAGACCUGAUUGAUUCAGCCUAGUUCCGAUUGUGCCAGCGGUUGCUAUCCUGGCCAGGUCCAUGCCCGCUUUCUUUUCUUUCCUUUUUUCCUUCUCAAUUAAGUAAACAUGUGAAGUUCACAUGUUUAGUAGUGCAGCCAGUUUGCUUUCUUUGAACAAGCUACUUAUCAUGCAUGUCUCGAUUAUUAGGCGAAAUUCCGAUAUAUUAUUGCUUCUUAGCCCGAAAAUUCAUUUUUAUUUCUUUCACACUGACGAUCUCUUUCGAAUUUCUUUACACAACUACUUUGAAGUACACGUACCCUGCCUUCAACCCUGCCUUCAACCCUGCCUUCAACCCUGCCUUCAACCCUGCCUUCAACCCUGCCUUCAACCCUGCCUUCAACACAGACGUACACACUACUUCAAGCACAUACACAGAGCAUGGCAUGAAACUCCUCUUCUUUCUUUCUUUCUUUCUUUCUUUCCUUUUUGUUGCUUUUUUACCUCCUCGUGUCAAAGCUGGCACCUGCAGGAGCAGACUUCACAAUACCACAGCACAUAAUCAUUGCAUGACACACAAGAAAUGAACCAAAUCAACAUGGAAGUGAUGAUGACAACAUGCCACUACUGAUUGAUAUUGACAUGGCUAUUUUGCUAUCCUAUUUUUAUGCUGGCAUGUUGAUGAUGCCUCGAGUACCAUUCUAUUUUCUGCACGGAUAUGUCCAUUUUCAAAUUUUUGAUUUACUAGAUGAAGGGAAAUGAUGAGUCUAUGCAAUCACUAUUGUUCAGCUUACUGAGGAUCCUCACGCCUUUCUGCCUCUCCACUCGCUCAUUCUUUAGCCCGUCUCGGCCAUGUUUUGUGCUCUCUCUCUCUCUCUCACUCUCUCUCUCUCUCUCUCUCUCUCUCUCUCUCUCUCUCUCUCUCUCUCUCUCUCUCUCUCUCUCUCUCUCUCUCUUUCUGUUUCUGUUUCUGUGUGUGUGUGUGUGUGUGUCUGUCUCUCCCAUUGAUAUGAUGUUUAUGAAAGAAGAUUCCUGCUUCUCUUUCUCUCCUCCCUGUUUUACCUCUCUCUAUUCGAGGUGAUGUCUCCCUUUGUUUACCUGCUGAUUGCCCAGCCCUGCGCUGUCCUUCUUACAGUCACCAAAUAUAUCCAUUUAUCAUGUCCUUGUCUGCUGAAGAACACUGCUGCCAGUGUUGCACAUUGAAAGCUUCAAAGUUCAAACGGGCCCCGUACCGUAUAAUAUCA